AACAACAACUUGUUAGUAAAAAAUUGGAAAAAAUGAUUUUGAAGGUCUACUUCCUCUUUGUUUUUGCAAGAGAAGUAUUUUCUAUUGAACUAAAUAGAACCACUACGGUAUGUGAAAACGAAACAGCAAAGCUCUCGUGCAUCAACAACUCGAAUAUUAAAAUUACCAGUGUUCAAGUUGGUCGACUAAAAGAACCGUACCGUAUUCAAACUGGUAGUAUUGAUCUUCUCAGUCUCAGUGAUGAUAAUGUAACACAAACACAACAUCAGUUAGAAGGGGUAUGCAAUGAAAAACAGUCCUGUCUAAUCAAUGAAACUUCUAUCAAUUUUAAACAUUACCAAAUACCAAGGACAAUUGAUGUGUCUUACAGAUGUGAAUAUGAGUAUGUUGGGUGCUAUAUAGACAACUGGUCAAGGGCUUAUCACUUUCAACCUAGAAAUCCACACCAUGAGAUGUCGACACAGAUUUGCUAUCAAUUUUGCUUGAAACAAAAUCAAUUUGUUACAUUUUUUGCAACAGAGAAUGGAAACGAAUGUUAUUGUGGAAAUGGAGAAAAAUUAGGCAAUGGUGCGUAUAGAGCUUCAUCUGGGUGUAAUGAGGCCUGCAAAAAUAACCAAAACCGAGACGAGAUGUGUGGUGGUAAUUGGAGAUUGUCAGUUUACGAUAUGAAUACAGGUAAACAAACAGUCAAUGGCGUGCUAACAAAAAACAAGAUAGACGUUAAGUGCAGCCAUCAUGCUGGUGCAAAAGAUAUAAGUGUAACUCUUCAACAUUCAUCUGUAACCUGUAAAUCUAAUGGAACUUCAGCGAAACGAAAGCUCUCGUUGAGUACUAACGAAGUGUACACUGGUAGAGACUAUUGUUAUCUCCUUGAGAAUAGUGCUGAAUUUAGGGAUGACAAGUCUUGCUAUGAGCCAAUAUUUGCGACAUUGAAUUAUUCUUGUGUUGAAAACCUUGCAACUGUGAUCAGAGAUGACACAAUGAAUAAGGGCGAGCAAAAUGGAACAGGUCUAAUUAUUGGCGCAAUAGGAGGAGUAUCAAUCAUCGUAAUAGCAGCUUUACUGUUGUUGGCAUUAAGGGAGAAGAUACAACACAAAGCUGCGGAACAACAUCCUCAUGACAAGUUAUCUAAUUCGGGAAGGUCAUUUUCUGAGGGGAAUGAUGACAACCAUCUUUAUGCAAAUGAUAAAUCCCCUCAACAAAAUAUGGACGUGUCUAAUGCAGAAAACAUUAUAUACUUGAACUAUGAUGAAAAUUCUGUAGUAUUCAGUAGACCAACUGACGAUACAUGUAACACUAGUCUAAAAGGGAUACAAAAUCAGCCAGCCGACAUUAAACCGGUUAAUCCUGAUACAAGAGUUUAUUGCAACUACACUUCAAAUAUAGCUGGAAUCAACCAUACAUCAGGCGGAGAAAUAACUGACAAUGAUGCAGCUCAAACAGAGGUUGAGUAUGAAUAUACAGACAGAGUGAUGCGGAAGAAUUACAAUGUGUGUAAUGAGACAAAAGAUGGGGUAUAUGAUGUAGGUAGUCAUGUCAGAUCAGAAACAAAGAAUGAAGAUACUUAUGAUCACUUUUUCGGAGAUACUACGGAGGAUGAUUAUGAUAUUUCCUGUAUUAAAAAGAUGUAAUGAUACUAGACUACUUAUUCUGACAAGCUUUGUGAAUGCAAUUCUAUAUAGGAGACAAUAAUAACGAAGUAAUAAACCCUCUGUCAGAGCUAUGGUGACAUGGAUGGAGGCUUUCAUAAAAACAUCUAUCUAAAAAUUAACCGGAUUUUCUUUUGAAAAUAAUGUAUAGAAUAACUUGACGUUAUGCAUUGGAUAUAAUGUUCAUUUUGAAAAGAGACAUUUCUUUCUGAA
This is a messenger RNA of Mytilus trossulus (common blue mussel), 1862 nucleotides long. RefSeq lists its product as uncharacterized. Gene Ontology annotation, cellular component: plasma membrane. NCBI's taxonomy places the organism in Eukaryota, Metazoa, Mollusca, Bivalvia, Mytilida, Mytilidae. The record is from RefSeq and is a predicted model, not a curated record. The coding region runs from base 33 to 1631 and encodes 532 amino acids. The transcript is spliced from 8 exons.